This is a messenger RNA of Brettanomyces bruxellensis, 1530 nucleotides long. RefSeq lists its product as uncharacterized. Gene Ontology annotation, cellular component: Cdc73/Paf1 complex. Lineage: Eukaryota; Fungi; Ascomycota; Pichiomycetes; Pichiales; Pichiaceae. Gene Ontology annotation, molecular function: DNA binding; RNA polymerase II C-terminal domain phosphoserine binding. The coding region runs from base 1 to 1530 and encodes 509 amino acids. The transcript has a single exon. The record is from RefSeq and is a predicted model, not a curated record.
AUGGCGGACAGUGACGAUGAUGAAUUAAUGGCCUUGGCUGGAAUGGCCUCUGAUGAAAACAAUGAAGAUGAUGAGGAGUAUGAGCCAGAAGUUAAGACUUCUAGGAGAAGUACAAAACGGCAUAUUGAUGAGGAUGAGGAGAAUGACAUUGAAGAUGUGACGGAAGAGGCUGAUCCAUAUCCCUUGGAAGGAAAAUUCAAAGAUGACGACGAUAGAGAAAAGUUGAUGGCUAUGGAUGAGGUGACUAGAGAGCAGAUUCUUUAUGAUCGUAUGCAAGAGAAGGAAAAGAAGAGAGAGAGAAGAUAUUUAGCAUUGAGGGCACGUCAAAAUCAAGUGGACUCAUCUGCAAUGAGGGCUACGGGAUCGAAAAAUAAAAGACUGAGAACAAGUAAACUAUCUGAGUUGAAAAGACAGAGAGAGCGCAAAAGCAAGCAAAAGAAUCAGAAGUUUGAAGACGACGAACACAUCGAGGAUUUACUAGAGGAUGAAGAUGAGGACGAUAGAGACUUGGAUGAGCUUGCCGGAUAUGGUAAUGAUGGUGACGAGGACUAUUAUUCUGAUGAUUAUGAACCGAGCGCUGGAAGAAAGAAAGGUAAAAGUGCAUCUUCGUGGGGAGACUACGAGGAUAAAUAUCAGCAGGAAGCUACUUUAUCAGACUUUAACCAAAAAGUAAGAUCUUCACGCUCUUUGCUGGACAAAUAUAUGUACAGGGACGAGUUUGAUACGGUAAUUCCUGGGUCUUAUGUUCGUGUCAGCAUUGGUCCAUCCCCUAAAAGUGGAAGGCAACAAUAUCGUAUAGCAAAGGUGAAUGAGGUUAAACGAAACGGUAAUCCAUAUAAACUUUUUGGAAAGGAGUGUAAUACAUACCUUGAAGUUUCUCAAGGAAAUUCUUCGAGAGUCAUCAGCUUGGCAUAUGUUUCCAACUCACCGUUUACCCAAGAAGAGUUCGAAAUAUAUAAAAAGCGUUUGACUCACUCGGAUAUAGAUAUUCCAUCGGUUGGUGAGAUUGAAGAUAAAUUCGGUGACUUGCGGGCAAUGUCAACAAAAAAGCUGACAAACGAAGAUAUCAAUAAGAUGGUGGCCAAAAAGCAGAAUUUGAUCGGCUCCAUGGACUCUACUUCUCGUGUGAGGAGAUUGGCAGGAUUAAGAGAGGAGCUUCAGGCUGCAUUGGAGAAGGUUGAGUUGGAGAAGGUGAAGGAACUUACAAAACAGAUUGAACAGAUAACAAGACAGCAAGAAAAGAUAGAAGUGUCCAAUAAGAUGAGUCGUAUAAAUCAAAGAAACAAGAAAUCUAACGAGGUGCUUAUAAGAAGAGCCGAGCAGAGGAGGAUUGAGCUUGAAAAGGAGCGUGAAAAUCAGGUCGAGGAGGAUCCAAACGAUCCUUUCAGCAAGUUAGCACUAGAAGAUGUGAAUAAUCCGGAAGAAAGUUUUACAUCCACCGAAAAGAGUUUAGCUAUUUGCCAUUUCAAGACUGAGGGUAUCGAGUCCGUGAUAAAGACGAUACCAUUGGAUAUUGACUUGAAGUCGUGA